Molecule: messenger RNA, 1987 nt
Organism: Branchiostoma belcheri (Belcher's lancelet)
Lineage: Eukaryota; Metazoa; Chordata; Leptocardii; Amphioxiformes; Branchiostomatidae
Product: leucine-rich repeat and transmembrane domain-containing protein 2-like
Exons: 1
Coding region: 10-1602 (530 amino acids)
Cellular component (GO): extracellular matrix
Molecular function (GO): protein binding
Source: RefSeq, a predicted model, not a curated record
AACGUAACAAUGUCGGGUCUUUCUGUGCUGGUGGCAGCGGCUCUGUGUUUUCUUCGCAUCGACGUGACGCAGGGACAAUACACGGCCUGCUUUCGCGGAGACAACCCGCUUUGUGUCUGUACUCUGACUCCCGAGUCGCAGUUCGAAGUAGACUGCAGCUUCAAAAACAUCAUGGCGGCCAUUGACGGUAUUCCUAACACCACAGUCUCACUUGAUCUUAGCGGCAACAUGCUCCAAGACAUCCCGUUGGGUUUCUUGCGAAAUCUUUCCGUCUUGAAACUUCUCAACGUCGAGAACAACGCCUUGGUUGUUUUAAAAAACGACACCUUCGUCGGUCUGAGGAAUCUUACGAGUUUGUUUCUUGGUGGAAAUGACCUGAUUGACAUUGAGAAAGAUGCGUUUAAAAGUGUUUCGCGCCUGCAACAGCUUCGCUUGAACAACAACAAACUCACAAUCAUCACUAACGGAACAUUUGAUGGUUUGACAAAUCUGAAUUCGCUAAAUCUUGCUAGCAAUCAGCUGGAAAACAUUGAACCACAUGUAUUACAUGGAUUGCAACGUCUGAAAUAUCUUGACCUAUCUUACAACAAACUAAGUACGUUGAAGGAAAGUGUUUUUGCUUCGUCAAUGGUUUCGUAUUUGGACCUUUCCUACAACCGUUUCGCUGAUGUUCCGUGUAAAGUUUUGCCUCCACAGAUAGUGACUUUGAAGUUAUCCCACAAUGCCAUCACUGACAUCCAGAGCAACUGCUUUGAAAAGUUGGAAGAACUUCGCUCAGUGUGGAUUGAUGGAAACGCUAUCAAAACAUUGACAUGCGACACCUUUCCUUCGCUUGUAGAACUGCAUGUGUCUGGAAACCCAUGGUACUGCGACUGCUCUUUGGUACAUGCGAAGAUCUGUCUAGCGCACAGUCUUCAGGAUACCCUAGUAUGUAGGCAACCCCUGCUCUACAGUGGAGUAGAUAUUGAAGAGUUUUCGACCCAAAUGUUUGACAACUGUAGCGUCUACACAACGUCAGUUUCGUCCACUGAGUUGGAGCAAACGUCCUUGCCGUUCACAGAGAAUCCGCUAGGAGCGCUCUUCUCAACGGUGAAGUUCAUCAACGUUACAUCUGAAGACUGUGACAAAAACUGCCUAAAGACGAAGUACGUUGGACUUGUCGUUCUUGUUGGCGUUGGCUGUUCCGUAAUUACGUUGAUCUCAACGUGUAUAUUCUUCUUCCUUUGCAUAAGGAACAAGAGCAAGAAGAAACAAAGACGACGAUCUAAGUUAAACAGUGAUUCCGCUGAAACAAGUGGUAACCGAAUCUCCGAGAUGAUUCCAAUGAUUAGCGUGGCAGAAGCGCCAUCCGGCGACCAUGAUAGGGACUACAACCAAGAACAGGAGACGUUUCUCGGUACCUUCCAGAAAAAGAAUUCCAAACCCCAAAAAGAUCAGCCAUCAGCUGCUGUUCAAGAAAAUGAUAGUAACGAGGGAUAUGCGCACCCCCAGCCUGCAGUGGUUCAGUCCGACCAAGGCCAAGCUACAAGGUCAAUGACCCCUGACAACCACUACAUGCGGGUGACCAUAGACUUUGAUUCAAAUGAUGCAAUAAACCUUUAAAAGAUUUUAAUCUAAAAUAGUUAAUUAGACACUCUAAAAUAGUUAAUUAGACACUUGACACCAAUGGCAGGCUUUUAUCUAUAACUAUUUUGGAAGAUUCUAAAAAUAUACGACGAUGACGUUACCAGAAUACAACAAAGUUAUUAGGUGACGUCAGAUUGUUUUUUGUUUGUCUUUAAGUUUAAGUUUCAUAAAUGCUUUUCAUAGCUUGUGCAGUGUUUUUGGUUGGCUUAUAACUUACUGCAAGUUUUCAGCACUCAAGAAUAAAGUUUUGCCAUCAAUGUUUGCAUACAUUGUUCUGUUAAAGUAUGUCUUGACUUAUCUGUAGUGAUGUUUAUUUUUGCAAUGUUAAUGUUUGCAACCAUUAAAAGUGUGAAAAAAUCAA